GUCACGGCGGAUUGACCAAACCCGGAAGUGAAGAUGGCGACCGCCUACGAGAGGUUCAACCUGCAUGCAACACCUGAGAAGUUCUACAUUGAGGCUUGUGAUGAUGGAGCUAAUGACGUGCUGGUUAUUGAUAGGGUGUCCACAGAGAUGACCCUCGCAGGUGUUAAGGACAUUCCCCCAUCAGGUGUAACCAGGCCAAUUUGUGGAAUCAUGGGAACAACUCGUCUGGUAGCUGGGAUGUAUCUUAUUGUCAUCACCCGGAAAAGGAAAGUGGGCGACCUGUUUGGCCACACUGUGUGGAAAGCGGUGGAGUUUGAUGUGAUUUCUUAUAAGAAGACCAUUUUGCACCUUACAGAUAUUCAGAUGCAGGACAACAAGACAUUUCUGUCUAUGAUCAACAAUGUACUCAACACAGAUGGUUUCUACUUCUGCACGGACUACGACCUGACCCACACCCAACAGCGCCUGUCCAACACUAGCCCGGACUUCCAGGAGAUGAGCCUGCUGGAGAGGGCAGACCAGAGAUUCAUGUGGAAUGGAAACCUUUUAAGAGAAAUAACUGCACAGCCUGAGCUCCACAAAUUUGCAUUUCCUGUCAUCCACGGAUUUAUUGUGAUGAAGCCGUGCUGCAUCAAUGGGAAGGUAUUUGAGUGGAUCCUCAUCUCUAGACGGAGCUGUUUCAGAGCUGGGGUCCGAUAUUACGUCCGAGGCAUUGACUCUGAAGGACAUGCUGCUAACUUUGUGGAGACAGAACAGAUAGUCCAGUACAAUAAUGCACAGGCGUCCUUUGUGCAGACUCGAGGCUCCAUGCCCUUUUUCUGGUCUCAAAGACCCAACCUGAGAUACAAGCCCAAGCCACAGAUAAGCACAGACACCAAUCACAUGGAUGGAUUCAGGAGGCAUUUCGAGUCACAGGUUCUCACUUACGGCAAACAAGUCAUUCUAAAUUUGGUGAAUCAGAAAGGAUCUGAAUUGCCCCUUGAACAGGCCUUUGCCAAAAUGGUCAACGGCAUGGAGAACGGACUCAUCAAGUACAUAGCAUUUGACUUUCACAAGGAGUGCAGUAAGAUGAGAUGGCAUCGCCUCCAGAUUCUCGUUGACGCUGUUUCUGACAUGCAAGACGAGUUUGGGUACUUCAUGGUGAGCUCAGAUGGGAAGGUGACAUCCGAGCAGUCUGGAACCUUCCGCAGUAACUGUAUGGACUGUCUGGACCGCACCAACGUCAUUCAGAGCCUGCUGGCCAGACGUUCCCUACAGAGCCAGCUACAGAGGAUGGGUGUCCUCCAUGUAGGCCAGAAAAUUGAGGAACAAGCUGAUUUUGAGAAGAUUUAUAAAAACGCGUGGGCAGACAACGCCAAUGCUUGUGCUAAACAGUAUGCAGGAACCGGAGCCCUGAAAACCGACUUCACCAGAACUGGAAAGAGGACUCACUGGGGCUUGGUAAUGGAUGGCUGGAACUCAAUGAUCCGUUACUACAAGAACAAUUUCUCAGACGGGUUCAGACAAGACUCCAUCGAUCUCUUCCUCGGAAACUAUACAGUGGAUGAAACCGAUGGCUUGACGCCUCUGCACUUGCAGAAGGACUGGAAGUUCCUCUUGCUUCCUGUUAUUAUGGUGGUGGCCUUCUCCAUGUGCAUCAUCUGUCUCCUAAUGGCUGGUGACACUUGGACGGAGACCCUGGCAUAUGUGUUAUUCUGGGGAAUGGCCAGUGCUCUUACAGCCGCUGUCAUCGUGGUCAACGGACGAGAUUUUGUUGACGCACCGAAGCUGGUCCAAAAAGAGAAGAUGGAUUGAAUAUCGAAACCUCCUUUUGUCUUCUCUCUCUAUUUCCUGUUUAUUUUCUUCCAGUACUGACUUGCUGUCCACACUGUCCUUAAAUGUUUUCAGCAUAACAAGCAUCCCUGUUUCUUGCCCCCAUAGAUGGAGGUUUUUAUAUUACCAUAUCAUUUUACAUCAGUUACUGUCCACACUACAAAUUUCCUUUGAAUCAUGGGACAUGGUGUCUAAACGUCACAAAAUUUCUUCAACAAUAGUACUUGCAUCAGUUUAGAAUUGCACAUGGGUUGCACAACAUCUCCAGCCUGUAAGUGCAUUGUGGACACUGCGUUUUAUUUCAAAGGCUGCUGUGUCAUUACUGUUUGGCGAUCAAUCUAAAUUGACCCGUUGUGAAAUUAGAGUUAUUGUUUUGGCUCGAGAGCUUCUGCUCUCUUAUGAUAUCGGACACCAGGCGUGUGGCCAUUGACAGAUCAGGGAGGGUCUAUUGUAAUUACAUUGUUAUGCAGGGAAACGUUACAUGAUGCAUCAAUGGCUCAGCCCUUUUAUGUCCUCUGUGCUGAAAUCAGCUUUAUGCCUCUGUUUUAUUUUCAGUUGUUCUUUGCAGUGGCAGUUUGGGUUUUAAUGUGGUUUCCUUUUGUUCUGCCAGCAUAUUUAUGAGUUUGUGUCUCUCAUAAAUGAUAAAAUUAGACAGCUGUGGGACGCACUAGGGGGAGCGAGCGGUAUUAAGCACUGUUUCUAUAUGAGUUUACAGAAAAAUAUGAACAGCACUUUCCCGUGUAACUUCUUUGUCUCUUCGAGGACCAAUGAACACUAACAGAUAUGACACGCAUAAAGUGGCUCUUUAAUGGCUCUUUGACUGCACUUCACUUGAACGUUACCAAUUCAGUGGCAGUUCAUUAGACACAGAUAGACUUCUAUCAAAAUACCUAGCAAAUUGACUCACUUUUAAUUGAAUUCCCUCAAACUCUACUGACAAUUCAGAAAGCAUUCGCUUUUAACUAAAUUAUUUAGACGAGUGGCUUUCAUGACCGUCACAUAGCAGAAAAAUGUCAGUUUUAUUCAUGUUCACUUGCAUGAUGGUGCAUUUUAAAAUGCCUUACUUUUCACCCACCAAUUUCUUUUAUUUUGAUAAACUUUGACACAUUUAGCAAAGUGUUUUUGGGAUUGGGAGUGGACACUGAUAAAUGAAUCACUUUCAGAUCUUCCUUAAGAACUGAAUGCUCAUCGGUUUGGUUGAGUGACAAAAAGAAUGUAGAUUUUGAUGCCUUCAUAUGUGUUUUUUGUAGUCAUCUGAAGAUGAUAAUGCAAGACACACCUCAACAUGAGAUUGCAAAUGACCGUUUCAUCAAAUUCAUAUGAGCCGUGUUUUCUUUGUGCGCAAAGAUGAAAAGAUGAAAGAAUGGCUGGAUGGAAACACAACACUGAUCAUUAAAUCCUGUAUGUUUGAUGUUUACCUGUAUAAAUCUGAUGUGUAAACUGUACAUUGGGAAGAAAUUAAGAGAAUUUAUAAAUAUAUAUAUAUAUAUAUAUAUAUGAGUGUGUCAUUGUAAUAAUGUACUGUACAGUGUAGUUUACAAGAACUUAGCUUUAGCACUUUCUGGUUGAGUUAUUGAUCAAUCGAAGUGGCGUUACUGAUCACAUUCUUCCAUCACGGGGCUUGAUGAAUAAUGCAUUCAUUACCCUAGAUUAUGAACCGUCGUCGUAUUUCCAGAGUGCACUUGGGUUGAAGUGUGUUAAAUGACAUAUUAUCUAUAUUGAUUGUGUUUUUGGACUUGAUCCUGACAGUGUUUUAAAUCCUGUUUAACCUUCUCUCUCGUCUUGUUUGAUUAUAUGCCUCAACAUUACAGUUAGAUUUCUGAUUACUGUGCUCAUUCAGUACUUGCCCAUGAUUUCAAGGGAAUAGUUUGUGAGACAUCAUUUGUCUUUAGUAGUCUGUCAGUCCUUGUCAGUCUCAAACCUCUACAGUUCUCAUGAAAACCACAUUGACUAUUGCUCAUAAUCUAGGUAUUGUUUGGUUUUGAUUAUUGGGGUGUCAUUUAAUACAUUUAAAGGACAUUUCAAUCACUGUAACUGAUGGUUUCUUGAGGAAAUCAUGUUUAAUAAAUUCUACCAA
This is a messenger RNA of Labeo rohita (rohu), 3889 nucleotides long. It is a transcript of the gene sacm1la, whose product is annotated as SAC1 like phosphatidylinositide phosphatase a. Gene Ontology annotation, molecular function: phosphatidylinositol-4-phosphate phosphatase activity. NCBI's taxonomy places the organism in Eukaryota, Metazoa, Chordata, Actinopteri, Cypriniformes, Cyprinidae. Gene Ontology annotation, biological process: phosphatidylinositol dephosphorylation. The transcript has 20 exons. The record is from RefSeq and is a predicted model, not a curated record. Gene Ontology annotation, cellular component: endoplasmic reticulum. The coding region runs from base 34 to 1794 and encodes 586 amino acids.